AUGGAUAAUUGUUACCUCUGUGUCCUGCUGCUUGUUGUGAUAUCAGGCAAUAUUGUAGAUGGCCUAUAUCGGGCAAACUUGCCUCCGGCAAACCAAAAGAGAGCUUUACCGAAUGUCUUCGAAUCUGAAAAUCAUCUAAAUCCCAGUUACGAAACCGAUGUGUAUGCGAUGUUUGUGCCACCCAUAAGAAAAACCGUGCAGCACAUAGCGACCAUCCCAGAUGAAUAUGAGAGAAUACCUCCAGAACAGAAUGGUCCGGCAUCCGGAGACUUUGGAAACCUCGUCAAGGUCGAAGACUUGGACAGGAAACAAAUGCUCCGUUACCCUUGGGAGGAAGCGGUUGAACGUUCCCAUCACUUGGAUGACGUUGAGCCAAUAUUGUCCCCGAUUCAGAUGUAUUGA
Opisthorchis viverrini is the source of this 402-nucleotide messenger RNA. RefSeq lists its product as hypothetical. The transcript has a single exon. The coding region runs from base 1 to 402 and encodes 133 amino acids. NCBI's taxonomy places the organism in Eukaryota, Metazoa, Platyhelminthes, Trematoda, Opisthorchiida, Opisthorchiidae. The record is from RefSeq and is a predicted model, not a curated record.